GUACGCGUGGCAGCUUGAAUCGAUAUGGUGAGGCUUACGUCAGUAUCAGUUUUAACCUAAAUGGUACUUAAAUUUGAAAUUAGGUCUAGUAGUGCACGUGUGACACGUGCCGCUGCUAGCUGUGGACAAUACGGAACCCCUUCCCUCCUGGAGUAUAUAUAAAGAAGCCCUCAUACGGUCUCCGUCGUCGAUCAAUACUAUACUACUAUCACAGUAGGAAGCUAGGAGGAAAUCAAAGCAACAAAGUUGCUGGCCGAGAGAAGCAACCAUGAGACCUCAGGCGUCGUUACUCGUCACACUGGCUGUUAUCGUCGUCGUCCUUGCAGCUCUGCCACUCAGCAAAGGGACGGAGGAGGAAGGAGGAGGAGGGGAGGCAGUCGCCGCCGUGGACGCCGCCGCCGGAACGAGCUCGUGGCCAUGCUGCAACAAGUGCGGUUUCUGCUACCUGUCUGACCCGCCGCAGUGCCAAUGCCUGGACUUCUCGACGGUCGGGUGCCACCCAGAGUGCAAGCAGUGCAUCAGGUACACCGCCGACGGUGGCGUCGACAUCCCGCCCGUGCACGCCUACCGCUGCGCCGACAUCCUCUUCAACUUCUGCGAGCGCCGCUGCACUCCCGCCGCAGUUGCUGCUAGCACCAAGUAGACGGAUGCAUAUGCAUGCCAUCGUUGCCGCCGUGUGUGCCGCUUCAGAGAAGAACUAAAUAAAUGUUGCCGCGCGCUGUUGAUGCGCGUGCAUGCCUCUCCUUGAAUAAACCAAUAUUUCUAUAAUUAUUGUAGGAUGUCCAACUUUCUUAAGUUUGAAAAAUAAAUGGCGCUGCUUCAUAUGAUGCUGGUGUCCAUGAAUUAACCUGCAUCGUCACUUCA
Zea mays is the source of this 864-nucleotide messenger RNA. Its product is annotated as Bowman-Birk type trypsin inhibitor-like. Bases 269 to 643 code for a protein of 124 amino acids. NCBI's taxonomy places the organism in Eukaryota, Viridiplantae, Streptophyta, Magnoliopsida, Poales, Poaceae. The record is from RefSeq and is a predicted model, not a curated record. Gene Ontology annotation, molecular function: serine-type endopeptidase inhibitor activity. The transcript is spliced from 2 exons. Gene Ontology annotation, cellular component: extracellular region.